AUGGUGUCUUUGAAUAUUCUCAGAGCCUUGACUUGUCUUAACUCGGCACAGAGCAUCCUACCCCUUUCGCCUCCGCACUCGCCUAGCUCCCCGAAGCUCACCGGCGAUCCCUGCAUCCAAAUUGAUGGGGUCUGGAAAAUCACGGAGGACUGUGUUGAUCCUUUGUACUCCCAGCCAAUAAUCGACAACGAGACCCACGAGACACUACCACUACCUCACCUCAGAAUCACCGGUCAUUUCGAAGGGACCACCGUUGACUUCAACAUCUACCUCCCCGAGAAUGGCUGGAAGGGUCGCUUCUUCCAGCUGGUCUUCCCACUACAGAACUCAACUGCAUCCGAUCGGGAGAUUGGAUUCGGUGCUGAAAGCGGAGGGUAUACCGUUCGUGCUUCCGGUCAACCAACGUAUCGUGGUGAUGCAGCUGCAGCUAAGGUUGGCAUGAUGAUUGCACGCGAGUACUACAAGCCCAAGACCAACAAGAUCCAUGGGUAUAUCUACGGAGGUAGCGGUGGAUCUCUUGUCACCGUUGGAGCGAUGGAGAAUACGAUUGGUAUAUGGUCUGGUGCUCUGACACUUGUCCAAGCUGUACCAGUUUCCAUCAACAAUUGGUCUAUCCGUGCUCUCGCAGGUCUGGUUCUUGAGAACAAGAGUGUCGAGAUCGAGGAUGCGCUUAGGCCUGGUGGUAGUGGGGACGUCUACUCAAGCUUGAGUCCCACUGAGAGAACCGCUUUUGAAGAGGCCACGGCCCUUGGUGUGCCUAUCAAAGGGUGGGAAAGCUUCUACGAAACUGGGGCCUCUGAGCCACUUUGGGAAUCUCUCAGAACCGUAUCUGGAGCAGCUGUGACGAGAAUGGAUCCUACCUAUGUGGAAGACUUCUGGAACAAUCCGGGAUACUUGGGAAUAGAAAGCUCCAAGCUUGGUGAUAUAUUUCGCAAGGAGAUGCUUGACUUCGAGACCCUGAUUACUUCUAUCAAGUGUGACGCCAACAACGUCCCUGUUGAGCUCACCCUCGACAAGGCACCCAAAUCAGGGAGAACUUACUGGCUGGAUAUUACUCUUCUCUCUAAGGACGGCAAAGCACUCGGCAAGAUCACUGGCAAAGGUCACGAUAACAGUAACGACAAGACAGUCACCCUUCACCAUAACAAUGACCCUACCGUCUUUUCAAUUCUCCAAGAAGGUACUCAACUUCACAUAAGCAACCGCAUGUUUCUCGCGAUGCACGCACUCCAUCGUUACUCAGUCCCCAAACGUGGGGGCUUUUACGGAUACGAUUAUCUGCGUGAUUCGGAAGGUAACCCCAUCUAUCCUCAGCGCCCCAUCCUAGUUGCGGAGCAGAUAGCAAGAUCUGCCAGUGGUGGCGCUACGCUUUCGGGCAAGUUCAACGGCAAGAUGAUCGUCAUGGAUAAUCUGAUGGACGUUGACGCGUUCCCGUGGCAUGCAGAUUGGUACAAGCACCAAGUCGGAAAGGUAUAUGGAGAUCAUACAGACGAUAAGUUUCGUCUUCAUUAUAGUCAGAAUGCGGAUCAUCAGAUGGGUCUUAUUGUAGGUUCCAAAAGCUCCAGAUUUGUGGACUUUACAGGCCUUUAUGAGCAGCAUCUGCGAGACUUGAGUAUCUGGUGCGAAACCGGGGUAUACCCAAGCACUCCAACUAAUUACACCAUCAGCAACUCUCAGGUGCGAUUACCUGCUACAGCUCCAGAGAGAAAAGGUAUCCAGCCUGUUGUAGAUCUCACCAUCAAUGGUGGCAAACGAGCUGAGGUCAAAACAGGCAGUAUGGUCACUUUCAAAGUCCGCGUUGAAGUUCCUCCCGGCGCAGGAAAAGUUGUUUCCUUGGAGUGGGAUUUCGAAGGGACGGGUCACUUUGUUAAGAAGAUAUUCAGAGAGGUUGCACGAUCUGUUGAGACAACAGGUUGUUAUACUUACAGCCAAGCCGGGACUUUCUUUCCUACAGUGAGGACUGCUUCGUACAGGGAGGAGGAGGUAGAUUCGCCCUAUUCUUUGGCCUUAAACCUUGGACGGGUACAGGUCGUCGUCAUUUAG
Fusarium odoratissimum NRRL 54006 is the source of this 2043-nucleotide messenger RNA. RefSeq lists its product as uncharacterized. The record is from RefSeq and is a predicted model, not a curated record. Lineage: Eukaryota; Fungi; Ascomycota; Sordariomycetes; Hypocreales; Nectriaceae. The transcript is spliced from 2 exons. Bases 1 to 2043 code for a protein of 680 amino acids.